This is a messenger RNA of Puntigrus tetrazona (Sumatra barb), 1305 nucleotides long. RefSeq names its product H6 family homeobox 3b (gene hmx3b). Gene Ontology annotation, molecular function: DNA-binding transcription factor activity, RNA polymerase II-specific; RNA polymerase II transcription regulatory region sequence-specific DNA binding. NCBI's taxonomy places the organism in Eukaryota, Metazoa, Chordata, Actinopteri, Cypriniformes, Cyprinidae. The transcript is spliced from 2 exons. Gene Ontology annotation, cellular component: nucleus. Gene Ontology annotation, biological process: regulation of transcription by RNA polymerase II. The record is from RefSeq and is a predicted model, not a curated record. The coding region runs from base 163 to 765 and encodes 200 amino acids.
UCUCUCUCUAGUUUUUGAUACUCCUCGUUUUCUCUCGUCAGAAUCUCGUCAGUUCUUGUCGUAUGGAUCCUCGCUGCUCUUCUCGUCUCAGACCGGAGUAACUUUCUUCUUCUUCUUCCUCUUCCUCCUCCUCCUCUUCUUCCUCAGCGCUGAGUCUCACCGAUGGAGGAAAGAACUCAAGAAGUGAAGGAUUCUCCGUUCUCCAUCCAGAACCUGCUCCGGAAGGCGGACGAGCCCCGGACGCGCGUGACUCUGCUGCGCUUCGGAUCCUGGAGCUGUGCACGCGCACCGAACACCGUCGCAGCAGAGGGGGCCCGGGGCCCCGCGGAGACUCAGGACCCGGAUCCUAAGGACUCGGACUCGGAGCUUCUGCUGGACUCGGACUCGGACGAGCAGAAGACGGAGGAGAGCUCCCAGAAGAAGCUGUGCCGCAAGAAGAAGACCAGGACCGUGUUCUCCCGCGCUCAGGUGUUCCAGCUGGAGUCCACCUUCGACCUGAAGCGCUACCUGAGCAGCUCGGAGCGCGCGGGACUGGCGGCGGCGCUGCACCUGAGCGAGACGCAGGUCAAGAUCUGGUUCCAGAACCGCAGGAACAAGUGGAAGAGACAGAUCGCCGCCGAGCUGGAGGCCGCCAGCCUCGGACACGCGCAGAGGAUCGUGCGCGUGCCCGUCCUCUACCACGAGCACGCGGAGAGCGCGCGCGCCCCCGCCGCCCUGGCCUUCGCGCACGCGCUGUAUUACCCGCACGCGCUGAGACUGACCUGAACUAACUAACUAACUGACUAACUAACCCGUCAGAGAGUGGACCACCCGACCCAGGAGCUAACUCUUCACAGACUGACCGGCCCUGAACUCAGAGUCUGUAGAAACACAAAGCUAUUAUUUUUAUGAUUAAAGAAAGUCUUGCUUUGCUGAGAAAGCGCGCUCGAUUCCUCGGAUCACAGGUGCAGCUGUGUUUUUUCCUCUCCGUUCCGUAAAGAUGUGUUUAAAGGUCAGUCAGUGUUUGUCAGUAAAACAAGGAAAUGCUGGAAAAACCCAUGAUUUCUGUAUAUUUUAAUCCCGCUGUAAGAUCUUUCUCUCGUUCAGGACUAUACCGGAAUAUGUCUUUCUUUCUCCGCGUGUUCAUGCACUAGUAAAUAUAUUUUAUUGUCUGACAAACGUCUGAAAUGUUUGUGAAAUAAUCGGUGAAUGUUUGGAUGUUUUAGAGGAUUUUUACAUGAUCAUAAAUGAAUGUUCAUUAUUGAAUGUGUUUGUGAUUCUGAAGAUGUUCUCGGAGUGACUUAAUAAAGCGCUUCUAAUUAUGAA